CUCCUCGACCUUUCUUCUGGCUUCCAGCUCGUCGAUCUACCAGUGGCUCCAGCCCGUCGAUCUUCCAUGAUUCCUGGCUCGACGACCUUCAACUGGCCUCCGGGUCUGACGACCUCCAACUGGCCUCCAGGUCCGACGACCUUCCAAUUGGCUCCUGGUCCAACGACCUUUCAUGAUCCCCGAUUCGACGAACUCCACCUGGCUCCGAUCUGACGAUCGUCCAGCUGGGUUCUGGUCUCGACUCGCUUGCUGCGGCUCGAAGCUUUUUUCCAGCGCUUCGACGCCUUUCCUAAGGCCUGACGCCUCCUACUGGUUCCAGCCCGACGACCUUCACUUGGCUUUCAGUCAGACGACCUUCCUUGGCACCGACUGGACGGCCUCCUGUGGUACCCCGCUCGUAAGACCUCCUGGUCCGACUACCACCACCCAGUAGCUCCGGUUCGACGUCCUUAUUUGGUCCCAGCUCGACGCUCUUCUUUAGGCCCGACGCCUUACCGAUGACGACCUUCCACUGGCUCCCGGCCGGCCGACCUUCCAAUAAAUUCCGGUCGGCUUCCAAUGGAUUCGACCCAAGAUCUCUCCAGUUCACCUGUCCGACGACCACCUCCAUUUAGUUUCCCGGUCUGACGGGAAAAGCUAGCGCCGAAAGAAGGACAACGCGCCGAAGCCGAAGGAAGGUCAACGAGACGGGAACGGUGGAAAGUGGCCGAGCAAGGAGUCAGAAAACUUGGAAGGUCGCCUGACAGGUGCACUGGAAUUUCGUUUGGGACGAGAAUCCAUUAGAAGGUUGGCGAGCCAGGAGUCAACGGUAGGUCGUCGUGUCAUUGCGGUCGUCGAACCGAAAGCCAUGGAAGGUUCGCGGGCUCGGUAUCAUGGAAGAUCGUCAAAUCAGCAACCAGGUCGUCGGACCAGCUCAGCCAAGUGGAAAACCAAGUGGAGGUCGUCGGACUGGAACCACUGGGAGGCGUUAGGCCUCUAGAAAGGAAGUCGAGACCAGAAGUCAGCUGGAAGGUCGUCGGAUUGGAGCCAGGUGGAGUUUGUCGGAUCAGGGAUCAUGGAGGGUCGUCGGACCAAGUGUCAUUCGGAAGGUCGUUGGACCUGAAAACCAGUUGAAGGUCGUUGAGCCAGGAAUCAUGGGAUAAGGCCGGGCCGGAGCCCCUGAAAGAUCGUCAAGCUGGAAGCCAGAAGAAAGGUCAUGGAGCUGCAACAGGAGCGAGAGCGUCGUGCAAAUGAGAGUGACGAAUGAGGUCCGGUGCGUGCAUUGUAGAGGAGAAGCUCCUUCUUUAGGAAGAGCCGCCGGGGGCAGUUAGAAGACUGCGGAAUGCGUGUAUUGAUCGUAUAUUGAGGAGUUGUAGCGUAAUAACUUUGUAUGUGUGAUUGUUAAAUUUUGAGCGUGUAGUAAUUUUAUUCAUUCGGGCCAAAAUUAAGUGUUUAAAGUUAAGAGUGUAAACGUCAAACGCACACGUGAACAACAUAAACAAGAAUCGGCAAAAAGAAUCUGUGGAAUGAAACAAAUUAAGCGCCAGAAUUCGUCAUUGCGAUUUUGUUUUGCUGAACGUCAUGGAGUUACCGUCCGUCGCUCAUAUCCCGGAGUCAAAGCCAACAAACUGGAAGCCAAAUUCGAGUUGAUGUGGCGAAGAAUUGAGACAAUACGAGAGCCGCUAAAUAGAUCGGAUAAAAACUGUCGUUGUUGGAAAGCCGAGCGUCGUUGUUCUGGAGCUAAAUUCACUAUGCCAAGCCGGAACAGAUCCAGCAGAAAGCAGACAUCGAAGAUGCUCCGGGCCGUUGCCAUGCGCCCGUUGAGCAGUACAGCCAGGCAGCGUUUUUAUAAACUGUGAUAUGCCGUGAUACUUGAGGAAACCGAGCUUUGAUAUAACUGUUGUUUGGGUUGGCUGUCAGAUGUUGGUCUUUAACGUAGGAUACGGGCCCGUGAGUAGAACUAACGGAAGCUAGCAUAAGUUUUUAAAAGGUCGUGUGUUGCUAAAAGAUUUGUGUUGUGGUAAGAGUUAGCCGUGUACCACACAUCGGAAAGUCAGUGGUGCUCAACCUCGUUCAGAGUGUUAAGAUUCGCCUUAACGAAGCAAUUGAUGAGAUGAAUAAAACAAGACACACACGUUGGUGUUUAUCAGGAAUAAACAAAUUAUUAUAUGUAACCACGGAAAUUGUUUAGUAUAUAAGAUAGUGAAAUUCUGUAAUAAAGUCAUUCCAAGUUCUACACUCAAGUAGUUACGAAGGUCUCUUCUUUCCAUUGCCCAAAGUGCUGCAUAAAAAAAUAACAGAAAGUGCUUAUUAGAGUAUGACCUCCUUCGAAACUUCACUAACCCAAACUUUCUUUUCAAAAAUAUCACCCACUCUCUGGCACAACCACCUUAACUAAUCCUUGAAUUUUCUCCUUGUUCAAGCCCUGAACUACAUGGUGGUGAAUAUACAAAGUUGUGGUAACUAUCCCGUCAGUAGUGGCAACAUCAAUUCCCCUACCAGAAGCGGAGGUCCAUCGGUAACCAGCUGUACCGGAAGUGAAAUCGACAAACAGGUCGGACUGUGGGAGCGCCGAGUCAAGGGCCUCCGGCGGAUGAUACUGGGCUGGGAUCAAACAAAGCCGCCCGAUCUGCUGAACCGGAUCGACAUCGACGUAACCGGCUGCAGUGCCGUCAGUCUGCGGUUGUACGAACCGCUCGAAGGUGCCAUCUCUACCAAAUUCAAAGUGCAAUGGUCCUCCCGGUUGGACUUCAGCAACGUGGUCGGCGAGCGGGACGUCACCGAGUGGACCAGCUUCCACGGCUGCAUGGGUGCCCUCUGCAAUCUAACGGAGCUGAUUCAAGGCCGCCGGUACUACUUCCGGGCCUGUGCCGGCAACAUCAAGGGCUGGGGUCCGUACAAACUGUCAACACCAAACUGCGUUGUGCCAUCAAGUUGGCGGGAUGUGGAAAACCGCGAUAAUCGCUUCGCCGGCAAGCAGCGGCACCUGGACGAUCUGUUCAACGCGCUGCGGCUGGCCCGGCCCGAAGACGCCUCGGACAUAGCCCUGGAUGCGGCGGCCCCCACCAAGCGAGCCACCAAGAAGAAAACCACCAUCAAGCAGCUCUUCUCUGCAACCUCCAAAUUUCAAAAGAAUCUCAAGCGGGGAAUCUACCUAUCCUGUGUGCUGUACCACGAGGACAAACUGCUGCUCACCAACGAGGACUUCGUGCCGGUGAUAGAAAUAGAUGAAACCUUUCCCAGCAAUCUUAACACCGAUUUCUACUGGCUGAUGAAGGUUGCCUGCACCUGGGAUGACGUCAAACAGCUCCGGAUGGACAUGGAACGGAACGCGUCCUCGGCCAUCCACUUCCGCACCAAGCUGCUGUCGGCGGCCUGCCAGAUGCAGUCGGCCCUCUCCAUCACCGAUCUAGGUCAAUUAUACUAUAAACCGCUGCGAGACGUGCACGGAACCGUGGUGCUUUCCUGUGUGAAUUCCAUUAAGAGUCCAAAAAGUAUCUCGGUGCUGAACUCCCGCUGGAUUCCGCUCAACAAGGUCCACAAGAAGCUGGCCGGGGUGACGUCCGAAGAUGGGAGUCCCGGCAGCAUCGGCGAGCUCCUAAUGAGCUCGAUUCAAGACCAAAUCAACUACCACCAGGUGUCGAACAUCCGGCUGCCACGAGGUCUCUACGUGAGCUAUCUCCGGAUGCAGAGCUCGGUCGAUGUGAUCCAGGUGGUGGUUCCGGUUAAAGCACCGAACGUGCUCCCACACUGCAAGAUCCGAGACAAUCCCCACGUGUCGGCUGAAGAAUGGGAACUGAUCAAGCAGCACAAGCAGUCCAGCUUCCUCGAGUAUCGGCCGAAGAACCAGGGCCCGACCGAAGUGCAGCUGCACUUCCUCGAGAUUCUCACCAAGGCGGUGCACAACCUGUUCCAGUACAUGGACAUCCCGCCAGAACAGGCCAUCGUCCAUCGACUGUACGACAUCGAAGUGAUCGAGCUGAACGGGGAGGUCAGUUUGCUGAUGAUAUGUCCACCGGCUGAAAGUAGCUGUGCGGUGCCCGGACAGAAGGAUGCGUUGCUACAGCGCGGAGACUUAUUCUCGAUGCCGAUUCAGGCCUUUGAAAUGAUUCAUUUGAAGAGUUAUCAAGGCAGUAUCGUUCAGAAAUAUUCAAGGCUGUCUUGUAUAUUGGAGCUCGAUACAAUGAUGGCGAAUCAUCUGCAUCGGGAGGCUUUCAGCUCGCUGGAGCUCCAAAAGGCGAAGGAUCGAUUGGGGAAGUUGCAGGAUUUGAGCAACGGGUUGAAUGUGGUUUGGAAGGGCGUCCGGUGGCUGAUGGAUGUAAUCGGGUAUGCGAGAGAUCGGGGGAAUAUGCCAGAGCUGAAUAUGAAGCAAAUCUUAGACUACAAGAGUACGUACUUUGGCAAGAAGAGUGGAGCUGUUGUUGGUGCAGAGAAGAAAGGUGGAAGCGAGACGUUAUUGUUACAGCCGCCGGGAUCUACUACCCCGACCUUUCAUAAAAGUAGUCCCGGACGAGGUUCAUGGCCGGGACCAGUGAUAGAAAAUACUUUGGGCCACAAUGGAUUGCUCGAUGUGGAGCACUCCAAAUCGGAACAGAUUUUAAAAUACAACAGUCAACGAUUUCUUAAUGUAAGUAAUUUAAAUUCGAGGAAAAAUUCGGCGGAUUCUGCUUGCUCCAAUCCGGGGACCGCUUUUUUCUCCGUAACCGGCGUAGAACCUGAGAAGGAGUUUGUUGUGCCACGGCUGCCGCCAUCCCGAUCGGAGGACACUUUGGUGGAUAAGAAAAAGUCUAACGAUCCCUCCAGUAACAGUAAAAAACGUCCACCUACGAUGUAUUCCAGCUAUUCGGCAACGUCUAGUCCAUUGUUGAGCGUCCGAUCUCCUUUCGUUACCACGAUCAAUGCCUUGACCAAGGCAGCCCCCGCCGGAGUAGAAGAAUCUAAUAACAAUCGUUCAUCGAACCCACCCAUCCUCAGGGUCAGCAAGAAACCCCGGGAUCAACCCUUGAAAACGAUCGUCAACCCCGAACCGGACUAUGAACCAAUAGUCACUACUUAUCUGAAACCAACUCUGACGGCGCUUCAAAAUGAAGCUAAGGGUUAUCAGACUGCCCUACACAUAGCCGAGGAUCCCUCAACAGGCUCAACCCUUCAACAACUCCCACCAGAUGUCCUAGAUCAUCGAUCACCCGCAGCAGUCGAUUCGUCUCCAUCCGGCGUGCAUGAUCUUACUCAACAACCCUCAACCCACCAAAGGUCUCGAUCGAACAAUCCCACUCCAACUCCAGCUUCUUCAGCCUCCGGAAGUACUAGUGAGGCAACCCAAAAAGAUCAAACACCAUCGGCGGCCACCAGCAUAGUCCAGGUGUAUGCGGCCUAUGACACCGGCCUCCCGAGCGGAACCUCCCUCAAGUUACGCGUCACCCAAAAGACCACAGCCCGGGAAGUGAUCGACCUUGUAGUCAAACAGCUGAACAUGGCGGUGGCGCUUAAGGGCAAGGAGGGCCCCAUCUACGGCCCGGACAAGCUGGACAACUUCUGUCUGGUGGCCGUGAUCGGAGCCCGAGAGCGGUGCCUCCGCGAUGACUUCCGACCGCUGCAGCUGCAAAACCCGUGGCGCAAGGGACGCCUCUACGUCCGGCAGAAGCACGAUCUCCUGGCCGCCAUCGAACACUCCAAUCGGGACACGGCCGAAAUUUAGUAAUUAUUUUGAAUGCUUUUUUUUUAUUUUAUGUCUUAGAAUGUUUGCGGAAAAUGUGUGCGCGUGUGAAACUAAUUUUACACAACAGAAGAGGCAAGUUCUAUAUGAAAAACAAAAAAUAAAGACACAGUUUUAAUGAAUGUUAUCGGAGAUAGAUGGGUAUUAUUGCUUGUAUGAUCUUGCCGGCGAUCCAUUUUCAAUAAUCUAAUUAACUGGUUGCUGGAAGUGAGAUACAUAUAACAAUGAACAAUGUUACUAAUGUGAUAGAAUCCUGUUUCAAGAUGACACACCAAUUUAUAGAGAGCGAAAAAAUAGUAGGUAUCUUAGGGGUCGUAUAACCUACGAAAAAUUUAAUGAACAGACAUUUUAAUUUGAACAUUCUUUUCAAUAUCAUUCAUUUCUUUAUAAAAGAUAUCAAAUUCCGAUUUUAUUAAUGGUUGAAAUCAAAAUCAGAAGUUAAAAAUACAAUUUCGAGUCAUCUGAAUCAGAAUCUUAAAAAAAAUCAGAAACAAUUAUAAAAUCUUAAUUGGAAGACGAAUUAUCCGAAAAUAUCCGAGUAAAAUAUUAAAAACUUCACAAUUGCCGUUUUGAAUCAGCAGCUUUAACUCUUUCAUUUUUGUUUCAAAACUACACUAACCAAAAUCAAAUUACCACGGAAACAUGUGAAUAUUUAAAGUCAUAUGUUAAAAAAUAUGUUCUAACGAUUAAAACGAAUGUACCCAUGGUAUUUCUAUCACUGAUUCAGAGUUUAUGUGAAAAAUUAGAGAAGGUAGACAAAAAAAUUGGAUUUCAAAGCUUUUAUAAAAUGAAUAAUACGAAUUAGUAAUCUGUUUUUUUUUCUAUCAAUUUCUAUUUAAGGAAAUGUUAUCAAUUCAUUGCGGACUAUGGUUCUUCACACUUGUGGAUUAACAUCUGCAAACUGAUUAUAGAUUCUGAUUCAGAAUAAUGAACUUUAAAGCUCCAUUUUUAAUUGACUGGUUUAAAGUCCGGCACUUCACUUUUCGGCUCAAUUUUUGGAUCCUGCACAGGUCUAAGUAAAAAUGAAUUUCAAAUAAUUGUUGAAAAAUUAGGUAGGGAAGAAUGCCACGAAGUGGUAAAUUCCUGGCAAAAAAAAAAAAUGUUGAAAAAUUGCUGUUGUAUUCUGAAUCAUGGUUUUCAAUCUGAGUUCGAAUCUUAUUUUAAAUUUAAAUUAAUAAAAAUAAGAAUCUGAACGAUAAGCCGCUAACGAUUCUUCUGGCUUCUGGUUACUUUUUGUCCAUUUAUCAUUUUAAAUUUCAAAUUCAAUUCUGAAAUUCACUUCAGAAGUUUUAUUCUGAUUUUGAUUCUUUUUUCAUUUUUAUCUCUGAAUUUUCACUAAGACAAUUAAUCAUCGUUAAUUUAUUUUUGGGUUAGUGAAAGAUAUAUGAUUCGAGUAUAUUUCAAUUUUGAAGAUCGUAGACGACAUAGAGAAGCUUUAAGAAAAUUAACAAUUGUUGAAAAUAAUCGUAAGAAAAUUUUUAUUUUAUUAACAUUUUAUCACAUGCCAAUUUUUUCUUCAUAAUCGAUUAACGAUUUAGAGAGAUACAUUCCGAUAGAGUUUUACCUACUUAACUACUGUGUAAAGUGAGUACGUUUCUUACAAUAUGUGGCAGAAAUUUAAUUUAGAUUUCUGAUUUCAGCUUCUGAUUCUCUCUCAUUCUGAUUAAAAUAAAAGUCUACAAUCAGAUCUAGAAAUCAGGAAUAAUCUUUCAGAAUUAGAAAUCAAAACACAGAUCAGAAUAACAAGUUAUAAAGUUAAAUCAGCAAAAGUAGCUUAUUCUUGGAAAUAUAUUCAAAAAAAUUAUUUUUUUGUUUUCUUGAACGCAUUGUUCAACUGUCUGGUUCAUUAAAUAAAGAAAAAAAACAAAAGAAACGUAGGGAAUUUUGAAGAAUAUUAUAUCAGUCCAAACAGGCAUACGACGAAUUGAUAGAAAUUUAAUCCAAAAUAUCAAAAAAUAAACAUCAAAUUCAGAAUUGGAUACAACCAAACAGUAUUGAUGUUGUAACAAAUCGUUAAACUAUUUAAGAGAAUUAAGAAAACAGAACUCAAUUUUCAUUUCUCGAUGUUGGAAGAAACAAUCACUGAAAAUGCGAGACCUUUAUCUAGAAGGCAAAAAACACAAUUACCUAGUUGGAUUUUUAUCGGUUCGGAAUAUAUCUAACUGAUAGAAAAAAGCUCAGCCAUAAUCUAGCAUAUAGUAGGUUAUCUAAGGUGUAGGGUAAUAUAUUUCGAUUUGUUAAAUUGAGAUAAAAAUGUCCCUGAUUUCCUCCUCCCCAAAAUAAAUGGGGAAUAAAAAAAAUCACCCAAUUCUUAUGAAUGAGCGAAUGAAGACAUUAUCAUAACAAAAAGGAGAUAUUUAAGCCCGAAACAACCUCCCCAAAACGAAUAAAAAUGGAAAGGUAGCGCAUGAAUUCUAAAACAUUCACAUACAUCGAGCUUAAAAAAACAUGAAACAAAUUCUCAAAAUGUAUCAAAUCAAAUGGAAGUAAACACAAAUCAAAACAAACCCGAGAAUGAUCUACUACGUCAAGAUGUCGCUGGGCAUUUGAGGAACGAAAAAAAAAUAACGGGCUCCCCAAACUCCCCUAAAAUACCAAACAAUAUUCAAGAAAUGUUUUAUUUAUCCUAUUUUUGAUAAGUGAGUUUUAGCUACCUUAAAGACAAAUAUGAUAAGAAUUGACUCAAUGGUGAGAAUUUAGGGUGAGCUGUUCCUUACAAAAAAAAAGUUAAGAAUAAAAGAUAACACGUUUCAACGAUGCACGGGUGCAUUUCGGUGCACAAAAUGUAGGGAAGCUAAAAUAUAGUUGUUGAUCUAGUUUUAAAGUGAAGAUUUUUUCCUUCUGUAUACCAAAACCCACCCCAGAAAAACCAAUUUACUGAGAAAAAAACUGGCAAACUACAUAAUACUGAAAACAUUCGAAACGAGUGAUGGUAACGAUGGUAGCUUAUGGUGAAAUUUUGCGCAAACUACUAGCAAAUUAUAGCUCUUAAGUAGGGAUUUAGAAUUAAUACAUAAAAAAAUGGAAAAUGGCAAUUUUAAAGCUAGAAAAGCCGAAACGAUCCAUUCACAUAAAGUGACCACACUAGAAGAGGAGCAGCAAAUUAAAUGUGUGUGUGUGUGUGUUUGUAAAUAUUAAUUAUUCAUUCGAGAGCAAUUAGUGAAACGAUUUGGGAAUGAUUAUUCUUCAAACAACAACAAACUUGAUAAAAAUAGAAAGAAUUUCCCCCAAGGUCCGAAUCAACUACAUACCUAUACACCCAUAGACUUUACACCCGUAAAAAGAAGAGAGACAAACACACUAGAUAUUACAACAACCAACCAACAAACACAAUCGAACAACUCACAGACAAAUGAUGGAAUUUUGAAUCUGAAAGAUGAUGCACCAGAGAUUCUCUAAAUAAAUGUUGAACCAAAAUAAAAA
Messenger RNA from Uranotaenia lowii, 9118 nucleotides. RefSeq lists its product as uncharacterized. Bases 2414 to 5677 code for a protein of 1087 amino acids. The record is from RefSeq and is a predicted model, not a curated record. Gene Ontology annotation, biological process: signal transduction; establishment of mitotic spindle orientation; regulation of establishment of bipolar cell polarity. The transcript has 8 exons. Lineage: Eukaryota; Metazoa; Arthropoda; Insecta; Diptera; Culicidae. Gene Ontology annotation, cellular component: spindle.